UAGUAAAAUAACACAUAGGUAAUAGAAAUAUUUCAAUUAAUCUUUAUUGUUAUUUGUCUAAUGUAUAGUGAUUAUGUAUCAGCUAUUCAAUUAAAUAUUCUAUCGUUUACAACAGUUCGAGUUUAUGCUGAAUCAUUUCAAUCGAUUAAAUAAUAAGAAAAUCUUCAAGUUAAAAUCAAAACUAAGUUUGAUUUGUUUUUCUUGUUAUAAAUACACAUUCAUGUUGAAUAAAUAAUAGUGAAUAUUUAAAGUUUUGUUUUUCAAGACGAGAAUAAGAUGUAUUAAGAUGAAUAUGUGGUUGUUAUUAUGAUUGAAAAAUAAAUUCAAUGAAUAAUCAAGAAUGUAUGAAUAAUUCUCAAACUGCGAACUAAAUGAAACAUCCUAUAAUGAACGUUUUCAAUGUCGAGAAAUGGUCGAUGUAUUCCAUUAAAUUAUAAAUAUGAUGAAAGUUAGUCUUUCGAAUUAAUUAUAAAAAUACAAAUUUUUUUCUUCUUCUGUUUCCUCUUCGAAUUUCAAUAGAUAAUGAUUAUCAUCAUAAUAAUCAUGAACAAAAUUGUGUUUCGGUAAGAAAACAAAAUAGAUUUUUUUAUCUUUGAUAUCUUAAUAAAAAAGCUUGUUAGCGCAGCCCCUUUGGGGCUGAAAUGUGGAACUCACAUAUCUUCUUUACUUUCACUUUGCUGAUGGCAACAUAUAUAAUGUUUAAAUUCUCUCAGAGACGAUAAUUCUUUUCUAAUGAUAAUUGAUUGUUAGGAAAUGUUGUCGUUUUUCAUUUAUAUACUUCGAGUAGAACCUUUUUUUCUCGUUGCUAUGUGUCUGUAAUGGGGGGGGAGUAUCCAUGUAAUGUUUUUUUUCGUUGCUAUGUGUCUGUAAUGGGGGGGAGCCGCAAAAACUUGACCUUAAAACUUACACUCACUAUUUUCUUCGAAAAUAUAUGUGAGUUCCACAAAAAUCUCUUUAUAUAGCUGGAAUAAGAACAUGUAAAAUAAAUCAAUUUCAAUGUCGAAAUACUGAUGUUUGUAUAAAUAAUCAACUUGUUUGUGAUAGUUAUCCUCAUUGUCAAGAUCGUUCGAAUGAAUUCAAUUGCAAUAAAAUAAAAAAAGAUUUGAUUUAUUUGGAUUUUUCAAAUGAAAAAUUCAAUUUAAGGUCAAACUUACUUAUAAAAUCAAUUUCAUUAUGCAACAGAAAAUUGUAUUCCUAAAUCUUGGAUAUGUGUGAUAAUGGUAAAGAACAUUUUUUUUUCUUAUUAUUAAUUAUUUAUUUUUAUAUAGAAAAUGAUUGUGAUGAUUGAAAUGAUGAAUAGAAAUUUCAAUGUUUUCAAAUCUGAACAAUUGAAUAUUUUGUUUUAGAAUGAACAUGUGAUUCAUUAACAUAAUUUACUUGUUCUUAUACACCUGGAAAAAUGUAUUCCGAAUGAUAUGUUAAAAAGAAAAGCUUUUAUUUGAAUUAUUAGAUUGUGAUGAUAAUGCUAAUAGUUAAUAAGAAAAAAAGAAACUCUUUGUUUUUAUUGAGAAUAAAUUUUUGUAGAAGUUGAUUGUUCAUCAAUAUCAUGUGGAAAAGGACAAUUUUUAUGUUCACAUGAUUAUCAUUGUAUAAAUGCAACAGAACAAUAUGAUGACAUUGCUAGUAUGAGAUAG
Molecule: messenger RNA, 1634 nt
Organism: Rotaria sp. Silwood1
Lineage: Eukaryota; Metazoa; Rotifera; Eurotatoria; Philodinida; Philodinidae
Source: the annotation of a GenBank genome assembly